Gadus macrocephalus (Pacific cod) is the source of this 2195-nucleotide messenger RNA. RefSeq names its product schwannomin-interacting protein 1. Gene Ontology annotation, cellular component: cell junction; plasma membrane. The coding region runs from base 324 to 1238 and encodes 304 amino acids. The record is from RefSeq and is a predicted model, not a curated record. The transcript is spliced from 7 exons. NCBI's taxonomy places the organism in Eukaryota, Metazoa, Chordata, Actinopteri, Gadiformes, Gadidae. Gene Ontology annotation, biological process: positive regulation of hippo signaling.
GUCACGGUUCUUCAGGAGUGUAACCAGACACCUGGACCCUAGGCUCCGCCCCCUGAAGAGACCUUCGCCACUUUAUACGACCGGACUCUUAAAGUACUAAGUAACGUUAAGACUAUAGAAUACACUAAGUUAUUAAUAAGAAGCAGAUUCUAUAAGAUACUAAGUUAAUACUAAGAAGACCUAAAGUUACCCUAGAGGAGCGGGAGAAUCGGAGAAGAACCUCUCGGGUCGGACUUGUUGCGCAGCUGAAGUGGUCGGACGUGUUCGUACUGGAACUUGGAGGAGAUGGGCAGAAGAACAUAGACAGAAGCUCCGUGUCCGAGAUGGAGGGCGAGAAGGAGAGGGAACACGGGGAGGAGGAGAAGGAGAGCGACGAGGCUGAAGACGAGGACCCAGAAGGAGCGGCUCUGGCCUGGCAGGAGGGGUCCGGGGAGCACCUGGGCUGGCAGGAGGGGUCCGGGGAGCACCUGGGCUGGCAGGAGGGGUCCGGGGAGCAGGAGGACCACCUGGGCUGGCAGGAGGGGUCCGUGGAGCAGGAGGACCACCUGGGCUGGCAGGAGGGGUCCGGGGAGCAGGAGGACCACCUGGGACUUCCCAUCAUGCACUGGGAGGCCCUCAGCCUGCGGAUCGCAGAGCUGGAGAAACAAGACCUUGCAAAACCCAAGAAGACAAAGGACGGGGUCUGUCCUCUAGAGCGGCGGGGGCUGCCGCGGUGCUGGACGGACGAGGGGCGGAGCCUGCGGAGCGCGGAGGUGUGGGAGGACCGGGAGGAGGAGGGGCACCUGACGGAGCUCACCUCCCGUCUGCAGACACGAGUCAACCUCCAACUGUGCUUCAUCAACGACAGCGAGAGUGAUGAAGAGGCUGAGAGUGAAGAAAAGAGCAAAAAGAGGGCGUUGGUGCAGGUGCCCCGCCAGACCCCCGCGGCCUCCACCGCCCAGGAGAAGAGCCGGCCCCUCAGCGGCCUCCGGAGGGCCCUAAGGGCGCUAAGGGCCCGGCUGAGGACAGACCUCACGCGCCAGGCAGCGGCCCCUAGAAGUCCCCUAGUGAGGACAACCCUGGACCGCCGGGCCCUCCAGGGCUCCGACCCCAAGCAGCUGGGGGUCCUGAGAGCCUCCCUCAGCCAGGCCAUACAAGAUCUGAACUCGGAGCUGGUGGGUCUCCUCCAGACCAGAGACCAACUGAGGACCGAGCAAGAUGCCAUGCUGGUCGAGGUCCAGGACCUCACCUCUCUAUGACCUCACCUCUCUAUGACCACACCCCUAUGACCUCACCUCUCUAUGACCUCACCCCUAUGACCUCACCUCUCUAUGACCACACCCCUAUGACCUCACCUCUCUAUGACCUCACCUCUCUAUGACCUCACCUCUCUAUGACCACACCUCUCUAUGACCACACCCCUAUGACCUCACCUCUAUGACCACACCCCUAUGACCUCACCUCUCUAUGACCUCACCCCUCUAUGACCUCCCUUCUCUGUGUCUCACUUCUCUAUGACAUCACUUCUCUAUGACCUCACUUCUGUAUGACCUUUCUUCUCUAUGACCUUACUCCUCUAUGACGUUCUUUGACAUCACUUCUUUAUGACCUCGCUUCUCUCAGGCCUCACCUCUCUAUGAUCUCACUUCUCCAUGACCCUCUUUGAUGACCUCAUAUGCUAUUAGUAGCACGAAUCGUCGCUCCUUGGAUAGACCAAUGAAGACUCAGAUAUGAUCUUCAGCUCCUUGGAUGGACCAAUAAAGACUCAGAUAGGAUCUUCAGCUCCUUGGAUUGACCAAUGAAGACUCAGAUAUUAUCUUCAGCUCCUUGGAUUGACCAAUGAAGACUCAGAUAUUAUCUUCAGCUCCUUGGAUUGACCUAUGAAGACCCAGAUAUUAUCUUCAGCUCCUUGGAUUGACCAAUGAGCACUGCCAAAGCUGUCAUCAGUGUCUUGCUAUUUCUGCAUGUUUUCUUUUUAAGAAUGUGUGGAACAGUUUAACCCUUGUGUUAAGCUCCUUGACCAUAUAUUUGUUACUUUUUUUUAUUCCUAAAAAGCAUUAAGAUCUCCAUUUCAAGCUGCCUAUUAAGGAUGUGUAUUUUUAACAUUUAAAAUGUUUUUUAAGACUGACCAGUUCAAAUAAUUAGUUUUUUCAAAAAAAAAACACACUUACCAAAAAAGUAUACAGUUUUCAAACGAAUGGAUCACCUGCCGCUAA